AUGGGCGUCAUCCGUCUCCCCCGUCCUACAGCUCUCUACGUCCCCAACUCCCCCCCAUCUCCUUCAUCCUCUGCUUCCUCAUCAACACGCACCCUCACCCCCGACAUGAUCUCUCCGCCGCUCUCCCCAGACUUCACCUUCGACUCGGAGACUUUGCCGGCCUCCAGCCUGCCAGCCCUCGAAUACAUCUCCCGCAAACUACAACAGAAAAUGAUGCACGUCACGCUGCUCGUCGGCCGCGGAAAGCCCUACCCCACCGGCGCACCAUCCGACCUAAUGGUCAUCCCCAUCAGUCCUCUGGACCCGAUCUCCCUGCGGAUCGUGCACCGCACCGUCGCCAAGGGCGCCGCCAAAUUCUCCCUGGGAGCCAGCUGGACCGACGCGCUGGCCCGCGCCCAGUACGAGCGCCACACCAACGAAUACCUCAUCCAGCAAUCCAUCAUGCAGAACGAGGUCGUCUUCAGUCGCGAGGGUCUCACCCUGCUGAACGUCGACCGCAUCUAUACGUUCAAGCGCCGACUGUGCAUGCUGUCCUCGAGGGGCCCGCACGUCGAGGAAGAGUAUGUCGGUUCGUGCGUCAGUCUGCUGCAUCGUACCAUCCAAGACUUCCAGGGCCGGCCGUUCAGCAAGGCAUUCUUUCAUCGCGUGUACGAGCAGCUCGACGUGCGGGACGAGUUGCUGAUGCACAUCGCGGACGUCUAUCGGAAGAGCUUUGGCGUCGAGGGCAUCGUGCUGCCUGAGAGGGGUGGUGUUGCCGAGCAGACGGCGACGAGGGCCCCGGUGUCGAAGAAAAGGUCGGCAUCGCGGAUGGGCAAAGGCGCUGCCAUGAAGCCGGUGAUGCAGUCCGUUCCUGAAGUUGAAUGCAUAAAGCCGGCCACGACAUCGACCACAACUACUACUACCCCUGCCAUCAAGAUUCUUCCCGUAAAGCCAGCCCCCGCCAACAAGCCGCUGCCCGCCAAACCAACCUCCACAACGCGACCGGUGCGUAAAUCUCCCCUGCGCGGCGCCAUCCGCUCUCCUCGCGAGGCGGGCCCGCCACGAUCACGCAUGCCGACCAAACGAGGCCCCAAGACGCCGCAGUCCGCGUCGGACGUGACGCCCAUCACGCGAAACGAGUGGAACAUGCUGGUCGGGACGGAUUUCCGACACAUGAAGCCGACCGUGACGAAGUGGACGCCUUCGCCGACCGUGCUGGCAGCAGCUUGA
Molecule: messenger RNA, 1209 nt
Organism: Aspergillus melleus
Lineage: Eukaryota; Fungi; Ascomycota; Eurotiomycetes; Eurotiales; Aspergillaceae
Exons: 1
Coding region: 1-1209 (402 amino acids)
Source: RefSeq, a predicted model, not a curated record